GCUGUCUGGUCUGCAAGUGUAUCGUGCGCGCAACGACUUGUGCACGCAGAGACAGUCUCCAAUAGCCCCGAGAACGUACAAUGUGUUCACGGUGUUGAUUGCGCGGGCUGCUUUUGCGUUGCAACCGAGCUGGUGGAGGUAUUCUACAGCAGUUGCGCCAGCCGCUGUUUUCGACGGAGAGAGGAUGGGGGUCAAUACUUUGUUGAAGCACCUCGGCCCAUGCUUGGAAGACAGCCACGUCGAACGCUUCCGCGGCAAGACGGUUGCGUUAGAUGGGAACACCUUCAUCUUUAGAGGUUGCUACAGCUGCAGCGAGCAGGUGGCGUUGGGGCAGGCUUGCACAGGACCGGUUGACCAUUUGAUGAAGCGGGUACGCAUGCUCAGGCACUACGGGGUCAAGCCAUGGGUAGUGCUCGAUGGGAGGCGCACGCCUUUGAAGGACGACACGGGCAAGCAACGCCGGCAAGAGCGGGAGAAGAACCUGUCCAUGGCCAAACACUUCAGGCGGCAAGCCGAGGACAGCAGUGCCGGCCCUGAGAAGGACGCCCUUCUCCAGAAAGCUCAGACAUUCUUCCAAAAGAGCAUACACGUGACGAGGCAGAUGGUGACGAACGCCAUGUCAGCCUUGAAGCGAGAGGGCGUGGAGUGCAUGGUUUCUCCCUACGAGGCCGACGCUCAGGUGGCCUUCCUCGUCAAGUCCGACCUGGCUAGCGCCGUCAUCACCGAAGACUCGGAUAUCCUGGUCUACAUGGCCGCCGUCAAGUCUACGGCCCCGGUGCUCUACAAGAUGGACGAGUUCGGCACGUGCAAGGAGCUUGGCUUUGAUCCGGAGAAACUGUCGAGCCUCCCUGGAGUAAUCGGGAAGUUUGGGAGAGGGCUGUCGAUCUUUUCGGGCGAAGGAGGUGGGCGCAGCUUCGUCCAGCUCGCGGCACUGGCGGGGUGCGACUACGUGGACAACAUCAGAGGCCUGGGUCUGCUAACGGCGCUGCCAAUCGUCACCAAGUUCAGGCGCACUCUGGCCGACAAGCGGGUUUCGCACAUCCUCAUGCACGUACAGAAGAUGGGGAAAACGGCAACCAGCAUCCCCACGGGCCACCGAGAACGAAUGCAUCUCGCCGAGAUGAGCUUUUUCUGGCACCGCGUUUACGACCCUAGGACCAAGAAGUGCGUGCACUUUUGUGAGGCUGCCCCGGAGCUCAUGGGCACCGCGGACGUCCCCGCCCUUCCAUCGACCGCCGGUGGAACCGCCUUCCUAGGGGAGCCCAUCGAGGACGAGAUGAUGGUGAACAUCUCCCGCGGCAACGUAGACCCGGUCACGGGAGAGGCCGUCACAGCCGAAACGUUUCCCGCUUCGGGUGCGGCGGGGUUUCGGCGUGCCGAAACGCAUCAGCCCCGUCCCAGCUGUAGCGGCCAGCGGCGGAGCAUCGCACCCUCUGAUCGCCCGCGGAGCGCCACCGUGCGGACAACCACACCGAGUGGGUCGCAAAACCAGCGAAGUGAGUCGCGGGGGGCGCGUCCUUCUACCCAGCAGGGGCAGAAGCAGGGUCGGGAUUGGAGAGGCCGCGAAGCCCAGGCUUCGGCAGGCAAGCGCGGUGGUAGUGGCGGUGGCAGACUGCUAAAGGAGAUGUUUGAGCGAGCGAGAUCGAGGGCGGAAGAGGAGGAGGAAAACUUCUCCUCGCAGCAGAAGACGCGGUAUUCGGCGCCGGGCUUGCAAGACGUCUCGGAGAUCGUUCUCGCCUGCGGAUCCGGACCAACGCCAGGGCGCCGCGGAAGGGUUGCUGAUAGCUCUUCGACGCCCACUGCAGCCCCCAACCCGUUCGCGAGAAAGCCGGGGGGUUCGGCCGCGGCACGUGCGGGGGCCGCUAGUUUCCACACACCCGACGCGCUUACGGCUGCCGAUACCCGGUUUAGAGGCGAUGGCGUUGCCCUGCGUCCCACGGCGUAUGGGGGAGGAGAUCCGGACGCGUGGUCUCGGUUGAGCAAGGGAUGCCUGACGGCUUGCGCCCAGAAGGAAAGAGGAGAGGAUACUUUUAGCGCAACUAGGGGCGCCGCCCACGCGGUGGGAGAGAGUCUCAAGGAUUGUGGAGCGCGCCGGGCGGCGGUGGCCCCAAGCGGGGCGGCGUCUGCCGCGGCCGAGUUCGCCGGGAUCACACCCGUCGCCCCUAAGCGCCCGCUUUCGCGUGGCGGAAGCGGUAGCGGUCGAGGGAAAAAGGCGAAGCUAGGGGUGGGAUGUAAGGCUGGGCCGCCUAGAAAAGGAGCGACGAUGCUGUCGUUCUUUGGCCGCGCCGCGGCGGUGUCCAAGCGCUGAACCAUGCCUGUGUGUGUGCAGACCGUACACGCCAAUCUGUGCGUUGCUCAGAGCCGGUUCCGAUAGAGGGAUGUGCUUGCUCGGGAAUCUUUCGGGCUUUUGGACCCUUGAAACACUUCAUGGUGUUUUUUCGGAGUGUCCCUCGUCGGUGGCACCUCCGUGCCUCGUGAAGUUCCGGUGUGAGAUUAUUCUUUCGGUAGAUUGAGUUGUAACAAGCAAUCGUUUAUAUUCGGGUCUGUGCCUCGUUCAUUUCCGGCUCUGUGAGAUGAAUCUCUCUGUAGUUGGAGCAGUGACAAGCAAUGCCUGCCAACGCCUAGACGCACGUCAUGCCGUGUCAGCAUCGCCUACAACAGAGUGGGCAUAUCAUUGAAGAGAAGGUAUAUUUAUUGUGUUCCGGGGGAUGGUACGGAAGUUUCACUGCCUCGUGGGCUAUACCUCAGCGAGCAAGAAGCCGAAUCCGUCAAGAACAUAUGCUUACGUUAAAGUAUUUAGGAUUGGCUUCCCUAUUAUUUCCUCAGAAUUGCCUGACUUGGUGUUGCUACCUUAGUUCCGGCAGAUUUGCUUGCAUGUCGAGCACG
Molecule: messenger RNA, 2886 nt
Organism: Ectocarpus sp. CCAP 1310/34
Lineage: Eukaryota; Phaeophyceae; Ectocarpales; Ectocarpaceae
Source: the annotation of a GenBank genome assembly